CUUUUCUCGCGUUCUCUUCCCGUCGUGCCGAAACUCUCUCUCACCUUUCUUCAAGAUUGCUCGGGGCAGCACCCAUCGUAAACAAUGCGUCUACCGCUACUACACUGGCGGCUCCUCGCAGCGGUGCUGUUUGUCACGGCGGUGGCAGGCCAGACGUGUUACUGGCCCAACGGCGUCGAGGCGACGCAGGCGGUUGCGUGUCCCGUCGCCGGCGGCACCGAGGUCGCGGCGUGCUGCUUCCAGAAUCAUUAUUGCAUGAGCAACGGCCUCUGCUUCUCGCAGACGGAGCUGAGCUUCUACCGCGGCGCGUGUACAGAUCAGAAUUGGUCGAAGAGCGGGUGUCCGAAGUACUGCGACAAGGAGGAGAUUACCGGCGGAGUCCCCGGCCGGCAUUGCGGUGUCGCGUUAUGCGGUGACAAAAAGUUCGCAUGUCAAAACUCCGGCAACUGCGCAAACUACACCUUUGGCGUUCCCGCGGGUCAGAUGCUGCUUAACGAGUACCUUAAAUCAGACCUCGGCGACCUCGCGACAACGACGGUGACCGCGACCGCGGCAGUAGCAGGACAAAGCACCGGGGCCGCCGCAACGUGCUCCGCGACGGCGGCAGAAUCCAGUUUCAGCAACGGGAUCUCGACGGGCGCGGCGGCGGGGAUCGGGGUGGGCAUCGGUGCCCCGCUGGCGUUGGCGAUCGCGGCGCUGACCGUCAUGUUGUUGCGCGAGAAGAGGAAGACGAGGGCGGCGCUGUCGAGCCAGGUGGAUUCCUCCGGGACGGGGCCGUCGUCGCCGUGGGCCAAGUCGGAGCGGACGGCGUAUGUGCCGGUUGAGAUGCAUGGACAGCCUGUGCCGAAUGAGAUGUCUAGUAACCAUGAUAGGAGACAUGAGCUUUCUUGAUGUUUGAGGCUUGAUGGUGGCUGGAGGGGUUGGUUGUGUGAAUAUUCGAGGAGAAAUGGGUUCCGCAGCUUCUGAAUCUGGAAAGUUAUCUACGUAGCCAUAGCUAUGGAAAUCCCUGAAUCUGUAGUUCUCUUUGAUAUCGUGCAC
Colletotrichum scovillei is the source of this 1038-nucleotide messenger RNA. RefSeq lists its product as uncharacterized. NCBI's taxonomy places the organism in Eukaryota, Fungi, Ascomycota, Sordariomycetes, Glomerellales, Glomerellaceae. Bases 85 to 891 code for a protein of 268 amino acids. The record is from RefSeq and is a predicted model, not a curated record. The transcript has 2 exons.